Molecule: messenger RNA, 749 nt
Organism: Emiliania huxleyi CCMP1516
Lineage: Eukaryota; Haptophyta; Isochrysidales; Noelaerhabdaceae
Exons: 5
Biological process (GO): phosphorylation
Molecular function (GO): kinase activity; ATP binding
Source: RefSeq, a predicted model, not a curated record
AUGGGCACCGCCCAGAGCGCACCCGUGGCUGGCGCGGUUCGCCCGCCCAGCGUGCGUCUCGAUGCCAACGAUGACGCGCCAUACGAACGCGCCAUGCUCGCCGCCCUCGACGCAAAGAAGCCGCUCCCAGUCCGCGCUGUCGGCGGGAAGAAGUGGACUGCCGCUGUGACGGCGUCGAGGGAGUGGGCCGCCGCCGAGCCAAAGCUCGGGACGCCAGAGGGGCCACGGCUGUGCGUGGGCCUCAAGAGGCUGGCGCAGCGGCUGCCGCUGAGUGCCGCCCAGACCGCGUGCCUCGACACCGUCCGGCGAGCAAUGGAGGCGUGGCCCGGCCGGCUGGCGGCGGUCCGCUCCUCGGCGCCAGAGGAGGACGGCACGGGCGCCUCGUUCGCCGGCGUCUUCGAGACAAAGCUCGGCGUCUCUCCCGAAGGCCUGGAGGCGGCGGUCCGGGCCUGCUUCGCGUCCGUCUUCGACCACCGCGUGUUCAGCUACGCCGGCGCGCACAAGCCCGCCUUCGCCGCCACCGUGAUGGAGAUGGUGGACGCAGCCACCGCCGGCGUCGCCUUCAGUGCCAACCCGCUCAACUCGGACCUCGACGAGAUGCUCGUCGACGCGGGCUACGGCCUCGGAGAAAGCGUCGUCGACGGCAGCAUCGUCGCCGACCGCUUUGUGUGGGACAAGGUGGGCGGCCGGCUGCUCGAGAGCAAGGUGGGCAGCAAGGCGCAAGAGGUGCGGCUGGCGGCCGACGGCGG